Molecule: messenger RNA, 2038 nt
Organism: Drosophila virilis
Lineage: Eukaryota; Metazoa; Arthropoda; Insecta; Diptera; Drosophilidae
Gene: Vha26
Product: V-type proton ATPase subunit Vha26
Biological process (GO): proton transmembrane transport
Cellular component (GO): proton-transporting two-sector ATPase complex, catalytic domain
Molecular function (GO): proton-transporting ATPase activity, rotational mechanism
Source: RefSeq, a predicted model, not a curated record
CUUUUCGGUGCUUAACAACACUGCGCAUCACGAAGUAAAAUCAUAUGAUCGAUUGGAGGUAGUGAAAAUUUCAGACGACGGGCAGAAGGCACACACACUGCAAGCACGGUAGUACGUGAAUUCCUUCGGAACUAUUGAAUUUCUAUUUCGAUUUUGUGGCAAGUGAGACAAAUCAGUCAAGAUGGCUUUGAGCGAUGCUGAUGUACAGAAACAGAUCAAACACAUGAUGGCAUUCAUUGAGCAGGAGGCCAAUGAAAAAGCCGAGGAGAUCGAUGCCAAAGCCGAAGAAGAGUUCAAUAUUGAGAAGGGACGUCUCGUCCAACAACAGCGUCUCAAGAUUAUGGAGUACUACGAGAAAAAGGAGAAGCAAGUUGAGCUGCAGAAGAAAAUCCAAUCCUCAAACAUGCUCAAUCAGGCUCGCUUGAAGGUGCUCAAAGUGCGCGAGGAUCAUGUUGGCAGUGUGCUGGAUGAUGCACGCAAACGUCUCGGCGAAGUCACCCAGAACGAAUCCGAAUACAAGACCGUUCUUGAGAAACUAAUUGUCCAAGGCCUGUAUCAGGUUAUGGAACCUAAAGUAACCCUACGCUGCCGUCAAGUCGAUGUGCCCCUAGUUAGGGCAGUAAUCCCUUCAGCUAUUGAGCAGUACAAAGCCGCAAUGAAACAGGAUGUUGAGUUUUAUAUCGACGAGAAGGAGUAUCUGUCGGCCAAUACCUGUGGUGGUGUUGAGCUGUUGGCUUUGAAUGGACGCAUCAAGGUGCCAAAUACCCUGGAGUCCAGAUUAGAAUUGAUUUCACAGCAACUUGUGCCAGAAAUCCGUAACGCCCUGUUCGGCCGCAAUGUUAAUCGCAAAUUCACCGAUUAAAAAUUUUCUUUAAGUGAAAAAACAGAACAGUUCAAGCUUAUAACAACAACAACAACAAGAAAAAAACAACCACUUAAUAAUGGAAGAAGAAAACUCAUACUCUUGAACUCAUUUAACAAAAUUGUGUCUAUUAAUUAUUAUUAUUAUUAUUGCCGUUGUCUUUUUAUAGUCAAACUGAGAAAAACAAAGAAUGUUGGUCAAAUAUGUAGGCAACAAUUAUGUGUUAAAAGUACUUACAUAUUUGCCAAUUAUGAUAUAUUAGAGUAUAUUUCAACAGAUAAACACAGUUCUAAGUGCAUUCAAAUCCGUAAAAGAGUUUGUUAAAGUUUGUUUUCUAUGAACUAACCGGCGUUAACAAUAUAAGCUAAUUAUAAUAACAUUCCUCAAUACUUUGCGAUCCGUUAUUAGUUCUGGCGAUUCAAGUGCGCCUUUAUCAUUUUUGUAAAAUUCUUUUUGUUUUGCCCUUGUCUGUAAAUUUUGUUGUACAUUUUUAUUAACUGUUUGUUUAUUAUUGUUAUCCCCUUUUCUUUAGCCAUGUUAUUCAAUUGCAAUGUGCGUCACAGCGGCAACAAUUAUCAAUGUUUAUUAACAUAAAUGAUAAUUAUCAAUGUAUGUGCCACUUGCAGGCCGCACGCGUGCACACUCAGCAUUAUUGUCCGCUUGCCACCGAAAUUCAUUUAGUCGCAUUUCGCUGGCUCGAGGACAAUGUGCGCCGGCGUCCAGCAACUGGCACAUUUUAAAGGCCAUAAACAAUCAUCAAAUGUCUGUUGUUGAACCAGUUAAAUACGAAUACACAGUUACCCUAACGCACGCGCAGUUAACGAAGUAUUGCCAAGUGGCCAAGUAGCUAAAUUUGUUAAUACAUAUAAAAGCCUUCAUAUUUUACCUGCUUCCAAUUCCAAAUCAUAUAUAUAUAUAUAAAUAUAUAUACUUAAAUGUAAAAUUGAAAGAAAAGAAAAAAAUGGAAAUUAUAAGUCUCAAUUUAAAUGGCUGCCGCUGUUGACGCACAAUUGCUUUAUAAACGCACGUUCAUAUCUGGCUCUAAUCAAGUACACACAGAAUAAUUGUAUUUUAAUGUUUGCGUGUUCACGAAAAAUAACUACAAAUUUAGCAUACAAUAAAAUCAAUAGCAUAUGCAUUAUUAUAUAACAUCGAUUAAAUGAAUUACAAAUGCAA